AUGUCUUUUGGUGCUAAUGUAGAUCAGCAAUUUGUAAGACAAAGUGUAUUAAAUUUUUAUAUUCAUGGUCAAGUCUAUCAUUGCAUUGGAUCUUUGUUAUCAGAAGAAGGUCAUACUCCAACUUUUGCUCAACUAUACAUCUAUGAUACCAUGCAUGAAGUUGAAAAUCGUUGUAACAUCAUGAAUCACUUUAAUGAAUUGAGUAAGAAUAUUUUACAAACCUUACAAAGUAUAUUUAAUAAAUGCAACCCUUAUAUUCAAAACUUUCAUCACGUAAGAGAUAAUAUUCAAGAAAAUUUAAUUACUACAAUUUCAAUGAUAAUUCAUGCUUGGUUUCAAGAAAAUAAAAAUAAUCAUGCAGCAUGUAAAUAUAUAUAUAUUGACUUUUCCACUUACUAUACUUGGACAACUAAGUGUAAGUGGGUACUUAGACAAAUAUCUAUAUCUAUGCUUGCAAGACUUUACAUGGUACAACCUUCAGAAGGAAAUAAUCCUGAACUGCUCGAUCAAGCUCGAAGAGUAGUUCAACCGAAUAAAGUUGUAAAAACAAAUUCUCAAUCUGGCAAAAUUUUUUAA
Dentiscutata heterogama is the source of this 576-nucleotide messenger RNA. The record is from the annotation of a GenBank genome assembly. Lineage: Eukaryota; Fungi; Glomeromycota; Glomeromycetes; Diversisporales; Gigasporaceae.